Cryptococcus amylolentus CBS 6039 is the source of this 1033-nucleotide messenger RNA. RefSeq lists its product as hypothetical. NCBI's taxonomy places the organism in Eukaryota, Fungi, Basidiomycota, Tremellomycetes, Tremellales, Cryptococcaceae. The record is from RefSeq and is a predicted model, not a curated record. Bases 1 to 999 code for a protein of 332 amino acids. The transcript has 3 exons.
AUGCCGAACAACAACAACAACAGCGGCUCUGCCUCCAAUUACGAAAUGAGCACGCUCCCCGCUUCGGCCAACACCAACACCAACACCGACGUCGAGGCUGGCGCCCCCCCCAGAGGCGAUAGCGAGAGGGACGUUUGGUGGCCCGGCAAAGAAGAGUUGUUCGCUUGGUUGAGGCAUCCCUUCCCAGAGGGAAGAUUGGGGAAAGGCAGGCAAGUCUUUGAGGGAAGAAGUCAGUCCAUGGUGAGAGGGACUUUGCGCUGUGGGAGUGACUUCUCCCUCAAGGUGGCUGACACUUUUCUCAAGUAUGUCCUCAUGCGGUGGAAGUUGUGCGUGACCCCAUAUGGUACACGGGUAUUCGGCGCUGCCCCCGCCGACACUACACCAGCCGACAUUGCACCCGCCGACACUGCACCCGCCAACACAGCCCCCACCGACACUGCCCGCCACCGACGACGCUCCUCCUCCCACCGCCCACCGAACCCGGUUCCUCCCCCCUCCGGCCGUCACCCCCCCGCUCCCACCACCGACGUCGGACUCUCUGACCCCGCCCCCGCCCAACUCUCUGUCCUAUCUGUGUUGUCAUCGCAACAGUCUGACCAUCUUUCACCCUUCGCCCGAUUAUCGUACAACAUCAUCGUAUCACCUGUUCUGCUGUCCCACAUCUCUUUGCUCCGGCAAUUUGCUCGGUCGUAUCGUCAUCCUGCACUUCAUCCCACCAACAAAUCCAAAUCAUUCCCGACUCUACGGAUUACCCCUCCCGUCUACUUCUCCACCAUUAUUCUGCCUAAAUCCAGCCUCCCCGCCGCCAACAAGACCCGCUUCCAAGUGCCCGUGGAAGCUGCAUUCAACUGCAGCUCAUCGGAGAAGCUAUUCCUCGGUGUUGUCGCCAGAAUCGCGGAGACGGAGGAGGCGAAUGAGCUGGAGAGGGGGGAUAGGAUCCAGUUGGAAGAGAAGAAGGGCUUGACGAAGAUUGCAGGGGCGGAGAAGUGUAGUUUGUAGACGAGUAGGCGGUAUGCAGUUGUACAUAUUGGAG